AUGCAGGCACAACGUCAGCCCCGAUGUGUGUCGGGCUGCGGCGGUUUCAGUUUUGAUCUCCCCCCCCCCGCCCCACCUCUGCAGUGUGGCUUCGCGCUGCUCGAGGCGGGAUCGGUGCGCACCAAGAACACCAAGAACAUCCUGCUCAAGAAUCUUCUCGACGCCUGCCUUGGUGCCAUCAUCUGGUGGCUAUGGGGCAUGGGCGUCGCCUAUGGAGACAGCGGAGAUUACGACGACGGAAACGAGUUCAUCGGCACCGCUCCCAACAAUGGCGGUCCAUUCGCGGCCGCCGGCUGGGAAGGGAAGGACUGGCAAGAGUCGGGGGGAGAAGGCUACGGCUACACGAUGGCCCUCUGGUUUUUCCAGUACGUCUUUGCUGCCGCCGCUGCCACCAUCGUCUCUGGCGCUGUCGCUGAGCGGGCGCAGCUCAUCGCCUACCUCAUCUACACGACCAUCAUCACGGGCUUCAUCUACCCCGUCGUCGUGCACUGGGUGUGGUGUGAUGGUGGCUACCUCUCUGGUGGCUUCACCAAGGAUAAAGACAAAACCUGGGCUGGCGGCUGCAUCGACUUCGCGGGCUCGGGCGUGGUCCACAUGACGGGCGGCGUGGCGGCGCUCUGCGGCGCGUUUGUGAUUGGGCCGCGGGCGGGGCGGUUCGACGAGAGCGGCAAGGUGAUGCCGAUCCCGGGCCAGUCGACUCCGUUCCAGGUCGUCGGUACUUUCAUCCUCUGGAUGGGCUGGUACGGCUUCAACCCGGUGCCGCGCCGCCGCCGCCUGCAACCCGGCCUCGCGCCUCAUAUCCCUCACAGCUCGCCUCCGCUCUCUGCUGAUUGCGCGGUCAUGGCGCGGGCCGCGAUGUGCACGACCGUGUCCGCCUCCAUCGGCGGCCUCACCGUCGUCUUCUUCGACCGCAUUUUCUCCAAGACGUACGACGUGGGCAUGGUCUGCAACGGCAUCCUCGCCGGCCUCGUCUCCAUCACCGCCGGUUGCGCGUCGAUGCACGUGUGGGCCGCGUUUCUCACCGGCUUUAUCGGCGCCUUCGUUUACUACGGCGCUUCCAAGACGAUGCUCAAGCUCAAGAUCGACGACCCGCUCGACGCGUAUGCCGUCCAUGGCGCGUGCGGCGGCUGGGGCGUCAUCGCGGUCGGCAUCUUCGGAAGCAACAACUACAUCACGAUGGGGUGGGCCGUGCCCUUCCCUUCCCCCUCGCCUCCAGGCAUCAUCUACGGCGGCGGCACACUCCUCGGCGCGCAGAUCGCCGCGGUUUGCAUCGAGACGCUGUGGGUUGCCACUCUCUCGCUCAUGAUACACGCGCUGCUCACAUUCGCCCGGAUGAGAAUAGGCAUCCUCCGUGUGUCGGAGGAGGUGGAGAUGGCGGGCAUGGACGUGUCCAAGCACGGCGGCUCCGCCUACUCGACCGCCUAG
This is a messenger RNA of Emiliania huxleyi CCMP1516, 1425 nucleotides long. RefSeq names its product ammonium transporter. The coding region runs from base 1 to 1425 and encodes 474 amino acids. The record is from RefSeq and is a predicted model, not a curated record. Gene Ontology annotation, molecular function: ammonium channel activity. Gene Ontology annotation, biological process: ammonium homeostasis; ammonium transmembrane transport. Gene Ontology annotation, cellular component: membrane. NCBI's taxonomy places the organism in Eukaryota, Haptophyta, Isochrysidales, Noelaerhabdaceae. The transcript is spliced from 5 exons.